Messenger RNA from Paracoccidioides lutzii Pb01, 1683 nucleotides. RefSeq lists its product as hypothetical. The coding region runs from base 1 to 1683 and encodes 560 amino acids. The record is from RefSeq and is a predicted model, not a curated record. The transcript has 9 exons.
AUGCCUCCUUCCCCUGAGGCUGAGAGCAGCGAGUUCUCCAACAACGAGUUGGAAUACGCUGAUGAUAUGUUUUCAGACCACAAGUUUGAGACCACUGGCACUGAUGAGUGUGAUCUCAAGCAUGCCCCAAAACAUCCCGCUAACUGUGGAGGUGGUUCCUCAGCUGGGCUUGCGACCAGUGUCAUGGCAAAGGGGGAAGAAGGUGGCCGGGGAUCCAAGCCGUCAGCUCUAAGCAAGACACGGGUGAUCGAGCUCGUCGCUGAUGAGAAGAAGCUCAACCACGAGAAGAGGCCCGGGGAGCCCAUGUACGUUGACGACCUGGCGGAGUACCUCCACGUGCUUCUGGCAAUGAACGGGAUGGAGUUCUUGGUCAGUUGGCUGCGUGGUGAGCUGAUCCUCUUCUGUCAGGUCACGGGUAUCACGGGUAGUCAACCAGAUGCUUUGACCCAGCUUCAGUAUCAUGGUAUGGAGCUCACGCUGGUCCGGGACCCCCAUUUCAGUGUACCUCCUCUUCCACAUGCCUUCCUCCUGGGGCUGCUGUUUCACAUCCAGGCAUUCAAGUCACAAGGCAUCAAACACCCUGAGGAUCUCUACAGCCUGCGUGUUCUGAAUGGGCUCAAUCAGCAAAAGCUCUCACUGCAUGAUGAUCUGACAGAUCAGUUCAUCUUCUGCUCAACUGUCCAUGAAAGAGAUACCAUCUGCAUUACACAUGAGAUCCGGUUGACCACAGCUUCAGUGCAGACUCAAAUGAAAAAGAGUGGCGAGAUCAUAGGCUUCCAGCAGGUUACAAAGCUGUAUGUUCUCUGUGAUGCAGUGGUGAAGGGUUUCAACAAGAGCCGCGAGUGUCUAACUCAUCUACCAUGGCCGCAAACUGCAGAAGGUGCUGAUGAGGGUGGUGUGCUUGAUGAGCUGGUCCAUCAACUUCUGCUGACCCUGGAAGCUGACGCCGGAGCAGUCGAGAUUGGUAAACCACCAGGCGCGCAUUCUGAAGACUUCCGGAUGAUCAUAAUCGAUGCGGCCCUAAUGCUGCCAUUAAAGACCCCAGAGGCGGAACUGCAACGACGGAUCACCGCCCUUCACACCGUCAGUGCAUACUGCGGUGCUGAAGAGGGGCCGCUCUGCCGUCGACGUGGUUAUGGCUCCAAGCCCAGGCCGACCACCGUGGAGCUAACGGCCGUUAAGGCGGGAGUGAUGGACCAGCCAUUAUCGACCGCGCUCCUUGAGUCGUCCGUUCAAGAGGUCCGGACGGAACGGGGAUCUGACCAAACACUUCCAGAGGCGGCAUGUGAAGAAGUUUCGGCUGAUGGAUUGCAAAAUCUGCAAUGUGGGGCUAAAAACCCUGAAAGAUAUCUUCUGCUCCUUGAGGAGUGUGCGCACGGAACCAUUACCCAUUCGCCCAAGUACAGGAUGCUCGCACAAUCCGCGACACGAGUCGGCACCAGUGAACCCAGCGCCCCGGGUGGCUGUCUGCCACCGGGCUCACAGCCAUCUUGGUUUUCGCCUGGCAACGAGGGCAAGAGGGGGGUUUCAUGUGUGCCUGAAAGCCCCCACUCAUCUUACGGAUCAUUUACAAUUCCUCCUGUCCUCCAAUACCUGCUAGUCGACAUUUGUAUGCAACUACUCAUUAUUAUCUCGAUUUCCCCAAGAUCCUUUGGCCCUCGAGAUGAGGCUGUGAAGGCAUAG